Messenger RNA from Cladocopium goreaui, 1899 nucleotides. NCBI's taxonomy places the organism in Eukaryota, Dinophyceae, Suessiales, Symbiodiniaceae. The record is from the annotation of a GenBank genome assembly.
AUGUGUGAUUUGGGGUAUGAUAAAGGCGUCUCAGACAACAUGGCCAAGGCGCUCUCAUUUUACAGCCCUUCGGCCUUGGUGGAGGCUUCUCGAGAGAGUUUGCUGGGUGCGCUGCAACAGACAUUCCCAGAUGAUGCACAGCGGAUGAUCAUGGCCCAAAGCCUUUAUGACCGCAUUCAGAAGGGCAUUACCCAACCACAACCCGUUCAGAGCGAUGUUCCCGAGAAUGUCAAGGCCUUCGCACGAGCUUUGGAUGAUGCAGAGCUGGAAGGGCAAAUUCUCAGAACGGAAACGGGCAGUUUCAAGUUGCAAAACGUUUCUGAAAUUUGGGACGAGAAGCAGUUCUACGUUGAGCUUAAAGACUUCCCAGUUUUUCUGCACCAGAGGGACAUCAUCCAUCUGUUUCAGAAGGGCAAAGAGCCCAAAGAGGUGGAUGUCAAGACUUUGAGGUCAGCGCCUGCACAAGCUUUGUAUAUCAUGGAUGCCGACAUUGAUGUGGAACAUGGGGUCUUUUGCCAGUCUUUGUGGAUUACCUCUGCGCGGAGGCCGGAGACAGCGGCUUUCAACACCGAACAUUUUAAGAAGGCCGAGCGCUUUUCUGGGCAGUGCUUUAUGCCACCAUGGACGUUGACGGAGAUGCUGAGUGCAGAGGUCAUGGCCUUACACAAGCUGAAUGAGGAGGUUGUCAAGGAACGCUUCGGCAUCUUUGGUGGCACUGCGAGGCUUGUUUUGGAGAGGGACGAGACAAGGGCAGAGAAUGACAAGGAGAGGCUCGUUGAGGCCGUGCAGUCAGCAGAUGCGCUGCAAUCCCUGAAAGUAUCGUCUGACAUGAAAGCCAUAAGCAAGACGACGCAUUUGCUGGUGAAGAUGCACCCAAAGCGGGAGUUCAGCUGGUUUGAUGUGCAGUUGUCGUCUCCCUAUGUUCGGCAAGAGCUGGUGAAGCAAAAUAGACAGGACAACUCCGAAGAACUUUGGAAAAGGAUGCGGAAAGGAAUUAUUACUGGCAUCGGUUUUGCAUUGUUUGAGGAAGAGUUCCACCAGUUCAUGCAGGACAAGUCCAUCGGCAAGUUCAAGCUCCGAGCCAGAUGCUUGACAGCUGAGGGGAAGGGGUCUGAUACAACACAGGAACUCCAAGGUGGUCUUGAAGGAGUGCUGAUUUCGGGCAAUCCCGCAGCAGACAUCAAGGAUGGCGAAUACUACCAGCCGCAGAGCAAAAACUUUCCUGCCUUUGACUCAUGGACCUCACAGGGCGUUUUUCAGCUGACGAUUGCCGAUACACAUGACAUCACCUUCAAUGACAGUGGCAAGGCAAUGGACGUGACGAAGACGCAGGCGUCUAAGAUUGUGGAUGCACUUUGCAAGAAGCAUGACAGCAAAGCCAAAUUCUUCUUUGUCGUUCCGCAGUUUCAGUUUGAUAAGUGGAAGACUGUGCAGACAGUGAAACAGCCAGAGAUGGCUGAGAAGAUUGAGCAAUGGGUCGUGUGCUUUGAACAGCGCCUGCCGCAAAAGCCAGGCCUGCGACAUUUGUGGCUGGAAAUGCUUUGGGGUGAUAGGCCCAUGUGUUCGCUGCAAACGGGGCUCUGGGCCUUGAUCGUUUUUACCGUCCUGGUGCGGGGCCUUGAUGUGUCGCCUGGGGUUGGUGGCUUCCUAUACCUGCAACACCAGCGACUUGCAGAGGAAUCCGCACCCAAUGGCCAGGCGGCCUUGUCUGCCGCCGCGGCGGCCGUGAUCAAUGUGGCCUCGGAGGCCAAAGAGGAGUCCCCGGCGCCAGAGGAAGGUGGCAAAAGCUCUGCCCGGGAACUGAGUUUCGGUGAGUUUCGGGUGAACGACCUGCGCGCAGAGAUUUCGGCCUUGAAAGACUUGGUGGGGCCCUUCGAUGUCGGUCACGACUGGGGAUAA